UUUUGGGGGGAUUUGGGGAGUUUUGGGGAUCUUUGAGUGGAAUUGGGGUUUUUUUAAGGGAAUUUUGAGGAAUUUUGUGGGAAUAUUGAGGAUUUAUGAGGGGAAUUUGAGGGAAUUUUGUGGGAAAAAGUUGGGAUUUAUGAGGGAAUUUUGUGGGAAUUUGGGGGAAUUCUGUGGGAUUUUGGGAUUAUUUUGGGGAUUUGGGGAUAAUUUUUAGAAUUUGAGGUAAUUUCUGAGGGGAUUUUGGGAUAUUUGUGGAAAAUUUUGUGGAAUUUUUAGGAAUUUUAAUGAAUUUCAACAAUUUGGGGAAAAUUUGUGUGAAUUUAAUUGGAAAUUUUGGCCAAAUUUAUCCAAAUUUCUCAAAAAAAUUCCAUGAUUCCCAUCCAAAAUCUUUGAAACCCACAAAAUUUCACCAAAAAAAACCCCAAAUUUUUAAUUUUUCCCCUUUUUUUUUCAGCUCCCCCCAUCCCAAACACCCCAAAAAUUCCCAAAAAAUUCCCAAAAAAAUGGAUUGAGGCCCCUCCCCCCCCCUUGGAUGGACCCCUGGAAUUUGGGGGGAUCCCAAAAUGGGGGAUUCGGAAAAUCCCGGGAAUCCCCCCAAGGAGGAGGAGGAGGACGAGGAAGAGGAGGAGGAAGAGCUGGACCCCCGGAUCCAGGAGGAGCUGGAGCACCUGAACGAGGCCAACGCUGAAAUCAACCGGGGGGAGCUGGAGCUGGAUGCCGCGCGCUGCCGCUACCGCCGGGCGCUGUCGGAGUCCCUCCCAGUCCCUCCCAGUUCAAACCAGUCCCAAACUGGUUUUCCCAGUCCCUCCCAGUUCAAACCAGUCCCAAACUGGUUUUCCCAGUCCCUCCCAGUUCAAACCAGUCCCAAACUGGUUUUGUCCCCCCUGCCCGGCCGCGCGCUGCCGCUACCGCCGGCGCUGUCGGAGUCGGCGCGGCGCCUGAACGCGCAGGGCUCCCAGCUGGGCUCCUGCAUCGACCGUGCCCGGCCCUACUACGAGGCGCGCCGCAGGGCCAAGGAGGCGCAGCAGGAGACGCAGCGGGCGGCGCUGCGCUACGAGCGCGCCGUGGGCAUGCACAACGCGGCGCGCGAGAUGGUCUUCGUGGCCGAGCAGGGUCAGAUGGGCACCGGCAAGAACCGCCUGGACCCCACCUGGCAGGAGAUGCUCAACCACGCCACCAGGAAGGUGAACGAGGCGGAGCAGGAGCGGCUGGAGGCGAGCGGGGAGCACCAGCGCGUGACGCGGCUGUGCCAGGAGGCCGAGGCCGAGGUGCAGCGGCUGCAGAAAUCGCUGCGGCGCGACAUCGCCCGCAGCCGGCCCUACUUCGAGCUCAAGGCCCAGUUCAACCAGCGCCUCGAGGAGCACAAAUCCCGGGUGAACUCCCUGGAGUCCGCCGUGUCCCAGGCCAAGCUGCGCUACGCGGUGGCGCUGCGGAACCUGGAGCAGAUCAGCGAGGAGAUCCACGCCCGCCGCUUCCAGAGGAUCCUGCGGAGGAAAAAACUCCGGGAAAACCCCCUGGGCGCCGAGGGCGGCGCCGGCAACCCCGAAAUCCCCGGGAUUCCCAGGGAAAACCUCGGAAUUCCCGGAGAAAACCGCGGAAUUCCUGGAGAAAACCUCGGAAUUCCCGGAGAAAACCCCAAAAUUCGUGGAGAAAACCUCGGAAUUCCUGGAGAAAACCUCGGAAUUCCCGGAGAAAGUCACAAAAUUUGUGGAGAAGUCCCCGGAAUUCCGAGAGAAAAUCACAGAAUUCCUGGAGAAAUCCCUGGAAUUCCGAGAGAAAAUGCCAAAAUCUGUGGAGAAAUCCCCGGAAUUCCGAGAGAAAACUGCAGAAUUCCUGGUGAAAUCCCUGGAAUUCCGAGAGAAAAUCACAGAAUUCCCGGAGAAAUCCCUGGAAUUCCAAGAGAAAAUAAUGGAAUUCCUGAAGAAAUCCCUGGAAUUCCAAGAGAAAACUCUGAAGUUCACGGAAUUCCCGGAGAAAUUCCUGGAAUUCCAAGAGGAAACCACAGAAUUCCUGGAGAAAUCCCCGGAAUUCCAAGCGGAAAUCUCGGAAUUCCCGGUGAAAAUCCUGGAUUUUCCACUGAAAUCUCGGCUGGAACGGGAAGAAUUCCCGGAAUUCCGGGCCAAAAUCUCGGAAUUCCGACUGAAAUUCCUGAUAAUCCCAGAGAAAUCCCGGCCAGAACGAGAAUUCCUGGAAUUCCGAGAGAAAACCCCGGAAUUCCCAGCGAAAAUCUUGGAAUUCCUGGUGAAAUCCUGGCUGGAAUGGGUGGAAUUCCAAGACAAAACCCCGAAAUUCCUGGAAUUCCGAGAGAAAACCCCGAAAUUCCUGGAAUUCCAAGAGAAAAUCCCGGAAAUUUCAGCGAAAAUCCUGGAAAUUUCACGGAAAACCCCAAAAAUUCCAGCUCCCACCUCCUCUGGAACCUGCGGAAUUCCCGGAAUUCCAAGGGAAAUCCUUGGAAUUCCCAACGAGAACCCCAAAAAUUCCGGCGCGCUCCCCCCGGGGAGGUGCGGAAUUCCCGGAUUUCUGCCGGAAAUCGCCGGGAUUCCGUCGGAAGCGCCCGGAAUUCCGCGGAAAUCUGCAGCUCCGGGGAUUCGCUGUCGCUGCUGAGCCUGCAGACCAUCGCCUCGGACCUGCAGAAGUUCGACUCCGUGGAGCAUUUGUCGGGAAUUCCGGGAAUUUCGGGAAUUGCGGAUGCGCUGAGCCUGCACAGCGAGGAGCUGGGGGAGGGCCGGGAGAGGCCCCGCGGCUUUCGGCACCACCGGAGCGUCAGCCUGUGAGGGAACGGGGGAAAUCCGGGAAUGCCGAGGGGGAAAUCCCGGGAAAAUUCCGAGGGAGUCACGGGAAGGCUUGGGAAGUCUGGAAAAUCCCAAAAAGUCCCAAGGAAAUCCCAAAAAAUUCCAAAGAGAUCCUGAAAAAUUUGAGGAGUCUCAAGGAAAUCCCAAAAAAAUUUCAAGGAAAUCCCGAAAAAUUCCAAGGGAAUCCCAUAAAGUCCCAAGGAAAUCCCAAAAAGUCCUGGGAAAUCCCAAGGGAAUCGCAAAAAAUUUCAAGGAAAACCUGAAAAAUUUCAGAAAUCCCAAGGAAAUCCCAAAAAUUCCAAGGGAAUCCCACAAAAUCCUGGGAAAUCCCGAGGAAAUCCAAAAAAAUUCUGAGGGAGUCCCACAAAGUCUUGGGAAGUCUGGAAAAUUCCAAAAAGUCCCAAAGAAAUCCCAAAAAAAUUCCAAGGAGAUCCUGAAAAAUUUGAGGAGUCCCAAGGAAAUCCCGAAAAAUUCCAAGGAAAUCCCAAAAAGCCCCAAGGAAAUCCCACAAAAUCCUGAAAAAUCAGAAGGAAAUUCCAAAAAAUUUCAAGGAAAACCUGAAAGAUUUCAGAAAUCCCAAGGAAAUCCCCCAAAAUUCCAAGGGAAUCCCAUAAAAUCCUGGGAAAUCUGAGAAAUCCCGAGGAAAUCCCAAAAAAAUUCUAAGGGAGUCCCGCAAAGUCUUGGGAAGUCUGGAAAAUCCCAAAAAGUCCCAAGGAAAUCCCAAAAAAUUCCAAGGAAUCCCAUAAAGUCUUGGGAAAUCUGGAAAAUCCCAAAAGGUCGCAAAGAAAUCCCAAAAAGUCCCAAGGAAAUCCCACAAAAUCCUGGGAAAUCUGAGAAAUCCCAAGGAAAUCCCAAAAAAUUCCAAAGAAAUCCCAAAAAUUUCCACUGGAAUCCACAGAAUCCUGGGAAUUCUGAGAAAUUUCAAGGAAAUCCUGAAAAAUUUGAGAAAUCCCGAGGAAAUCCCAGAAAGUUUCCAGGAAAUCCCACAAAAUCCUGGAAAAUCCUAAAAAAAUUCCAAGAAAAUCCCGAAAAAUUGAGAAAUCCCAAGGAAAUCCCCCAAAAAUUCCAAGGAAAUCCCAAAAAAUUCCAAGAAAUCCCCAAAAAGUCACAAGAAAUCCCAAAGAAAUCCCACAAAAUCCUGGAAAACCCCCCAAAAAUUCCAAGAAAAUCCAAAAAAAAUUGAGAAAUCCCAAGGAAAUCCCAAAAAUUCCCAAAAAAUCCCACUGAAUCCUCAGGAAAUCCUGGAAAAUUUUUAAAAAAUCCUAGAAAAUCCUAUGGAAAUCCUGAAAAAUUCCAGGAAAAUCCCUUCAGAUGCUGAAAAAUCCCACAAAAAACCCAAAUUUGAGUUUUUUGGGGAAUAAAUCUCCAAAAUCGGGAUUUUUUUGGGACUAAAUCCUCAGAAUUUGGAUUUUUUUGGGGACUAAUUUCCUGGAAUUUGAGAUUUUUUGGGAAUAAAUCUCCCAAAUUCGGGAUUUUUUGGGAGUAAAUCCCCCAAAUUUUGGAUUUUUUUGGGACUAAAGCCCUGGAAUUUGGGAAUAAAUCCCCAAAAUUUGGGAUUUUUUGGGAAUAAAUCCCUGAAAUUUUGGAUUUUUUGGGGAAGAAAUCCUUGGAAUUUGGGAUUUUUUGGGAAGAAAUCCCCAAAAUUUUGUAUUUUUUUGGGAAUAUAAAUCCCCAAAAUUCGGGAUUUUUUGGGAAUAAAUCUCCAAAACUUGGGAUUUUUUUGGGAAGAAAUCCUUGGAAUUUGGGGAUAAAUCCCCAAAAAUUGUGAUUUUUUUGGGAACUAAACCCCUAAAAUUUGGGAAUUUUGGGCCUCCCACCCCCCAAAAUCCCAAUUUCCCCCCAGAAUUCCCAACUUUUUUUUGGGAUAAUUCCCCUUUUCCGCCCAAAACGGCGCCAGGAGCCCAAUUGCACUAAAGGGGGGGUCAGGAAUUUUGGGGAAUUUUGGGAAUUUUUGGGAAUCUUGGGGGUGGGGCUGUGAUGAGAACCCCCCCAGGUUCGAGGCAGCCCCGGGAAUUUCCACAAAUUUCACCAAAAAAAUCCCAAAAAUUCCCCAAAAAAUCCAGGAAUUCCGGGAAAAUUCAGGAAUUUGGGAAUUUUGGGGGGGAAAAAAUCCCGGAAAAAUGUUGAUAUCAAUAAAAUUCCUUCUUGUUGUAA
Passer domesticus (house sparrow) is the source of this 4949-nucleotide messenger RNA. RefSeq lists its product as uncharacterized. Gene Ontology annotation, cellular component: cytoplasm. Gene Ontology annotation, biological process: negative regulation of protein tyrosine kinase activity; intracellular signal transduction. Gene Ontology annotation, molecular function: protein kinase inhibitor activity. NCBI's taxonomy places the organism in Eukaryota, Metazoa, Chordata, Aves, Passeriformes, Passeridae. The record is from RefSeq and is a predicted model, not a curated record.